Kwoniella botswanensis is the source of this 1164-nucleotide messenger RNA. RefSeq lists its product as uncharacterized. The transcript has 6 exons. The coding region runs from base 1 to 1164 and encodes 387 amino acids. NCBI's taxonomy places the organism in Eukaryota, Fungi, Basidiomycota, Tremellomycetes, Tremellales, Cryptococcaceae. Gene Ontology annotation, biological process: carbohydrate metabolic process. The record is from RefSeq and is a predicted model, not a curated record.
AUGCAAUCUCAGCCCCUUCAGACCGUGGAUGAUGCCGAGCGACUGAUCCGACUUCUCACGGAUGGCCUUGUAAACAUCAAGGAUGAUAAAGGCGAUUUCCUCCUGCAUUUGCCGGAUGGUUUCGUCGUAAAUACGAAGACCUGGGAUGGAUGGGAGUGGACCCAUGGUGUUGCGCAUACUUCCCUCACUCAUCAUGCCAAAUUGCAUCCCGACUCGCAAUCAGCUGCAUACUCAAUACAGACCAUCAUCGACUGGUUCGAGCAUCAAUGCAAAGUAACCGAUGGCAAGGGUUGUCCCAAAAACAUCAACACCAUGGCACCCUUCUACUCGUUGGCCUGUCUAGUCGAGGACGGGAAAGUCAAAAAUCCCAAAUGGAACGCAUGGCUUGAUGAAUGGGCCGAAUGGACUAUGAAUGGGCUGCCUAGGACUGAAGAACGCGGCUUCCAACAUAUGAAUUAUCGGAGCUCACACAAGAAUCAGUUAUGGGACGACACCCUCAUGAGCGUGGUGUUCAAUCGACCACAGUAUAUCAAGGAAUCAAUCUAUCAGUUCUUGCUUCACGUGCAAUAUCUUAUGGACCCCAUAUCGGGCUUGUGGUAUCAUGGAUGGGAGUUCACUCCGGACGGCAAGCCGACAGGAUAUUCUACCAAUACCGACGGUCCCUCGUAUGGUCAUAAUUUCGCCCGCGCACUAUGGGCUCGAGGCAAUUCAUGGAUUACCCUUGCAAUUCCCAUGUUUCUGGAGAUUCUAAACGACAGACUCGAAGUCGAUGAUCCCGUUCGCUUGACUCUGAUCUCUGUUCUUAAGAGGCAAAUCGACGCUUUGAUACCACUCCAAGAUUCCAAGACUGGGUUAUGGCACACACUUCUUGUAGAUCCGACUUCUUACGUGGAAACAAGUGCCUCGGCAGGAUUUGUAGCCGGAAUCUACAUGUCUUUGAGAUUGGGGCUUAUUAGCGGGGAAACAUACACUCAGACUGCCAAUAAAGGUCUAGCAGGGGUUGUUGCUCAAAUUGAUGCUGGUGGAGAGGUCAAUAAUGUAUCAUACGGUACGAGAGUAGGACUCGAUCUUCAAUUCUACAAGGAUGUGCCGAUCACUUCCAUGCCCUACGGUCAAGCUUUAGCAAUGGCCGCACUGGUUGAGUGGGAGAGAUACAAUAAUUAG